ACAGGGCGGAGUGCGGGUCCCGCAGCGGCGGCGGCAGCGCAGCCCGCGCCUCCCCCUCCGCGCCGCUCAUUGUUCCGCCCGCUCCAGGCACCAUGGACGAGCUGGACCAGUCGCCCCUGGUCUCCUCCUCCUCCGGGCCGGCCCGGCCGCAGCAGCCGCAGUUUAACUACCAGUUUGUGCUCGACGACGAGAAGGAGGAGGAGGAAGAAGAGGAGGAAGAGGAAGACGAGGACGAAGACUUCGACGAGCAGCUGGAGGUGAUGGAGAGGAAGCCCGUCGCGGCUCCCGCCGCAGCCCCGCAGGAACGGCCGCCGCAGCUGCUGGACCUCGGCGGUCCCGCCGAGCCGCCCCGCCCCGCCGCUCCGGAGCCGCCGCAGCCCGACUGGAGCCCCCGAGGAGCCGUGUCCUCCUCUUCCUCCUCCGACACCACGCCGUCCCCCCCGCAGGAGCAGCCCCCGGCCCCCGUCCGGCCCGCGCAGCCCCAGCCGCCCAAGCCCGAGCCCGCCGCCGCGCCCCGCAGAAGAGGGUCCUCGUCCGGCUCGGCUGAUGAGACCCUUUUUGCUCUUCCUGCUACACCUGCGCCUCUGAUGCCCUCCUCUGCAGCCCAAGGUCAGGACUUGCAGGAGCAGCCAGGUAGCACUAAGUCGCUUGGGCAAGAGGAUUUCACUGCAGUCCCGCUCGGUCCUGCUCCUUCUCUCCCUUCCUUCUCUCCUCUCUCAGCUGAGCCCUUUAAAGAGCACACAGCCUUUGGUACGCUCUCAGAUGGAUUACCUGCAAGUGAGGUUUAUAAGGAACCAGUGAAAAAUGCCAGGAACCCCUUCCUUGCAGAGGGAAACGACAAAGACAUUUCAGAGAUGAAACACUCGGAACCCCCAUUUGCUAAAGCAGAAGCAGCCAUUUUCUCUCCUGCUAAAGAAGAAACACAGCUAGAGGGCCCUAAAGAAUUACCUAACCUGGAGAAAAUGCCUGCACAGCCUCUGAAAAUGUCUCCAGAAAGUCCCCAAGACUUAUUUGAGAGAAAGGGGCAAGAUCUGUUCUAUAGCAAAGACACAUCUGCAGGUGGUGAUCAUCGUGAGAAAGGGCUGUUGAAGGAAGACCCUCUUAAGAGGGAAGAAUAUGCAGAUUUCAAACCAUAUGAGCCAAUAUGGGAACUAAAAGGUGCUAGUCAUGGACUGAGCAGCUUGAGGGAGGAUGCUGGAAGUAAGAUAGAUGGCAAACCGCAGAGCAGUUUGGAUGAGAAGUAUGGUGUGGGGAAGCCGAGCGUGCCGAAGGAUUACGAAAGCGAGGGCAGCGCUGAAGAUCUCUCCUCACCAAGUACCCCAGAAGCUGUGAAAGAACCUUCGCAGACUUACAUCACUUGUACUAAAUUUGACUCCUCUCCGAGUCCUGAUGGUAACAAAGGCAAGUCUCUGUCUCCACUGGAGGAAGGCGCUUCAGAAAAUAGAACCGACGAUGAGAAAAAAAUUGCAGAAAUGAAGGCUCAGCCCAGCCCAGAACAAGGUAAUUUUAGCGCUGGAGCAGUUGGCAGGCGGGAAGGGCAGGGGGCUGACUCUGCCAGGGCAGAGAGCGGGGCAGCAGUGCCCCCUGACAGCACAGCCAGCAUGCCCGAGGGGCUCACCCCGGACCUGGUGCAGGAGGCCUACGAGAGCGAAAUGCACGACGCGGCGGGGACUAAACUGGCUUACGAGCCCAAGAUCGACUUGGUUCAGACCUCCGAGUCGGCGCAGGAGACCCUGAAACCCGUGGCCCAAAUCUGCCCCUCCUUCGAAGGGGUGGAGGCCGCUCCCUCUCCGGUGCUGCCAGACAUUGUGAUGGAGGCCCCGCUGGGCGCUGGGGCUGCUGGGGCAGAGGCGUCUGCUGUGCAGCUGGAAGCUUCCCCCUUAGAAACCUUCAUCCCCGCUGGCCAGUAUGAGAACGUCAAAGGAGAGGCUGAGAAACCCCCCGGGUACCAGGAGGCUGUGAAUGUAGCUGGGACACAGCCCCAGGAAGCUAAGGAGGCACUGGCAUUUAAACAGCCUGCUCCCGAGAGCGGCACCGCUCCGGAAGACCUGGAGACCCCCUAUAUAUCCAUUGCCUGUGACCUGAUCAAGGGAACAAAGGUCCCCGGUGACGCUGCUGCUCCGGCCUUUGCAGAGUACUCGAAGGCAGAACACACUCCUCAGGAUGCGGCUGAGCACCAGGAACUGGAGGGCAAACUGUCCCCCCAGUUUGGGAAAUCCGAGCUGUUCAGCAGCCAGGCCAUAGCUGACUUUGCUGAGGAAGCCAGUGAGGAUCCAUCCCUCCUGCAAACAAGUAGAUCCACUGAGAGCAUUGCGAGCAAUGAGGAACACGAGGAACCAGCGGUGGGUUCAGUGGCUGCUGCGGGCAAACCUUACCUGGAGUCAUUCCAACCCCAGCUGGACUCUUCCAGAAAUGUUGCUGCUCUGCCAUCUGAGCCAAUACCUACAAAAGCAGCCAAGGCAGAGAAGAUUCCUCUUCAGAUGGAAGAGCUGGAUGCUUUGGCUUAUUCAGCUGAUGUGUCUGUUGCUAUGGAACCAAAAACAGGAGAUGACAAAGCUCUCUCACCCAUGGACUCUUCCCCAGUCUCAGUGGAAGAUGACUUUGUGAUGUUGGCUCAUCCUCAAACCUCUCCUGAAUUCAUGGCAGAAGCCGCUGACAGAGAAGGAGUGCACAAAGAUGAAGAGAUCAGCAAGGUGACCCAAGGUGAGAAGAGGCAGUUGCCUUGCCCAGAGCUGCCCUGUGACCUGUCUGUGAAGAAUGUAGAAGUAAAAGCCAAGGAAGAUACCAAUGCCUUGAAAAAGUCCUUGGAGGCUGUGGACAGAGAAGUGCCUGAAGUACCCACCAUGUCCUUACCGGCCACAGAUACCUCACCUUUACCUGCUGACAAAGAGAUAGUCAGUGUAGGAAAACCAGGAGCUGUUGAGAAGGAAGCUGAGAAAGAACCUGCUUCUCUUAAAGAAAAGAAAAAACCUACUGCUGUAUUUUCAGCCAAGCUGACUAAAUCUUCAGUUGUUGACCUGCUUUACUGGCGAGACAUCAAGAAGACGGGAGUGGUGUUUGGUGCCAGCCUGUUCCUGCUGCUCUCAUUAACAGUGUUCAGCAUCGUCAGCGUCACAGCCUACAUCGCCCUGGCCCUGCUCUCUGUCACCAUCAGCUUUAGGAUAUACAAGGGAGUCAUCCAGGCCAUCCAGAAGUCUGAUGAAGGCCACCCCUUCAGGGCCUACCUGGAGUGUGAUGUGGCCGUGUCCGAGGAGCUCAUCCACAAGUACAGUAACGUGGUGCUGGGCCACGUCAACGGCACCGUGCGCGAGCUCAGGCGCCUCUUCCUCGUCGAUGACCUGGUGGAUUCCCUGAAGUUCGCAGUGUUGAUGUGGGUGUUCACCUAUGUCGGUGCCUUGUUCAAUGGUCUGACACUGCUGAUCCUGGCUUUGAUUUCGCUCUUCAGUGUUCCUGUUAUUUAUGAGAGACAUCAGGUGAGUGUUUAAUAGAAUUCAUUAAAUGCCUCAU
Empidonax traillii (willow flycatcher) is the source of this 3507-nucleotide messenger RNA. RefSeq names its product reticulon 4 (gene RTN4). Gene Ontology annotation, cellular component: neuron projection; postsynaptic density. NCBI's taxonomy places the organism in Eukaryota, Metazoa, Chordata, Aves, Passeriformes, Tyrannidae. The record is from RefSeq and is a predicted model, not a curated record. The transcript is spliced from 7 exons. Bases 93 to 3485 code for a protein of 1130 amino acids. Gene Ontology annotation, biological process: endoplasmic reticulum tubular network formation; neuron differentiation; brain development.